AUGGCCGACCGCAAGAAAGCGCGGCAGGCGGUUCGCGAGAGGCUGAGGGCCAACCAUCAGGGCACCCUGCAGGGUCGACCCCAGGGCCGGAAGGACUCCGCGGCGAGUUCAGUGCAGCCUUUGACCAAGGACGAGGCUGAGCUCGCAAAGCUGCGGCAGGUCAGAGGAGAGCUGGAGGCACAAGGUGCUCUGAAGAAGCUGUCUGACGAUGAGCUGGUUGCUCUCGACACCGCGCCGCGCCCGGAGGACGAGAAGCUGGCGGUUCAGCUCCUUACCCGCACGCCCGAGGGAUCAGAGACUACGCCUGCAGUGCCGGCGGCGCUAGGCUACCAGGCAGCCAGUCUCCCGCCUGGUGUGGCUGCAGGACUGGUCCCAAUGCUAACAACGGAGGCACCCCACACGCCAUCCGGUGCGUACUCCGUGGUUCCUUGGCAGCUGCAGGUGCAGAAUGCCAUGGCUGCACCUCCCGCCCAGUACAGUGAUAUCCUCAAAGAGGUUACCGGCACCAAGGGCCCGCAAGUGCCUGUGGCACCCAUCUCCCUCAGUUACGAGUCCGUCCUGUCCCAGACAGUGGGCCCGGCAGCGCUCGACCUGGACGCGCAGUGCUCCAUCACGGAAUUCGGCCGAGAGAUCGCAGAAGCUCGGAAUAUGUACUCGAAUCAAGUGACCCAGGUCGAGUUGCCACCAGGACGGCCGGACUACGGCCGACAAAUCGCGAAGCUGGAGCUUCCACCGGGCAACGUCUGGGGCUGGCAAGCGCAGAUGCAAGCAAAGCAGCGGCUGGAUGCCGCAAUGCAGACCAACGUUAACAUCCGGGAGGCCCUCCAGCGAAAUGUGCAGCGGAUGCAGCGCGCCAUGCCCAGAGCACACGGCGAGGAGCCCGAAGCUUCUGAGGCUCCGAGGCCAGACUCCUCCGGGUCUCCCAGGAGACACUACCACAAGGUGAAGCUGGAGAUCGAGGUGGUGAAGGCCUCGUCCAUCCCAGACGCCACGUACUUCGCGUCGUGCGAUCCCUACGUCGUAGUGAGCAUCGUCGACGGAGAUCCAUUGCAGGAUCCUCGUGCCCUUUCAGGUUAUCAGGAAUGGCGGGCCCUUCACGAGCAGUGGAGUGGACAGACAAAGGUUAUCGAGGGCACGCGGGAUCCGCAAUUCCGCGCUCGUUUUCGGGCAGAGGUUCGCAACAGGGAGAAGACCCAUAUCCACUUCCGGUUGUUGGACCAGGACAGCAUCUCUCACGCAGAUCGGGACAUCGGGCAAGCCGCUGUGCCGCUGCGAGACAUUCUGGACGACUCUUGGGCGGCUGUCCGCGGGCUUGCGCUUCGGCCCAUGGACCGGAAGAACUCGCAAGCCUGGGCUGCCAUCCACAAGACGCGGCUCCAUGUAGCCAUCAACUUCGAAGGGAUCCUCGGGAAGGUGAAGACGGAAGAUGCCAUGCAGCGUGCUGUGGCAGUGGCAUCCACCUUUACAAAAUCUGGUAGAGCUGGGCGGAGCCCCAGGCGGCAGAGGGAAGGAGGAGGUUUGCUGGACAUGUUUGGCACGGACACCUAG
Molecule: messenger RNA, 1548 nt
Organism: Symbiodinium sp. CCMP2592
Lineage: Eukaryota; Dinophyceae; Suessiales; Symbiodiniaceae
Source: the annotation of a GenBank genome assembly